This is a messenger RNA of Jaminaea rosea, 4464 nucleotides long. RefSeq lists its product as hypothetical. NCBI's taxonomy places the organism in Eukaryota, Fungi, Basidiomycota, Exobasidiomycetes, Microstromatales. The transcript has 3 exons. The coding region runs from base 64 to 4146 and encodes 1360 amino acids. The record is from RefSeq and is a predicted model, not a curated record.
AACACAACACAUCUCCAUGAUCCACAACUGUUCUGCAUCGACGACAUCGAUGCGCAAGCUGCCAUGCAAAGUAGCGUAUCAGCGCUAGACUCUCUACCAAGGAGUGAGCGCCAUCGCGCCUUGGCAAGACUAGACCUCUCACGCAAAGACCUCGGCGACCUUUUCCUCCUCGGCCUGCCCAAAUCCGACAUCGCCUUCCUCAUCAGAUCUCGCCAACACCUAUCUUGGGCCCUUGACGCUCUCCUGAGCAGCGAUGUUGAUAUAGACCUACAGAUUGAGGUCGUAUCCGCGCAGGUCGUCGCAAGUCAUUGGAAGAAAGGCAGCAAUCAAGAUGCCAUAGCCGAUCGUCUGGUUGGCCUUGGCGGCGAUUCGUACGCGUCCAACUUCUCUACUAUGCUCGACCGGAUGAGCUACUCCGCUCGCAAAGCCUUUGCCCAAGCUGCUCGCAGAGGCAAAUGGCACUCGCCGCUGAAGGAGCGAGAGACCCACGUCAUAGAGUCUUACCUCUCUGACGCCGCCGGCGAACCAGCCACUUUCGCAAGCAGAGCCACGCUGGUCUGCCUCGUAUCUGGCAAAGGGCUUCGGCACUUAUUGCAAAACGCUUUGUUGCCGACCUGCGUGAAGUUAAUCUCACCUCGAUCAUGGGCAAAGCUGGUGCAAGAUCACUAUGACGUCGUAGCAGAAUGGGCUUUGCAGCUCGACUCCAAGACGGCCAUGUCGACGCUCGACGUUGCGAAUCAACGCGUCCUCCCACUGCUCUGCAAGCAUGCCAGCUCAGGGUCGUCGACCUUGGGCCAUCAAGUCUGCGAGACUCUCAUAGACAGGGAGGAGAGCGGCAGAGGAUCUCGUGUACUCGACUUGCAAUUGCCGCACGUCUUCUCUGCGAUGGCCACCAUUGGCUGGCGACCUCGACAACUCCAUCGUCGCCGCUUACGAGGGGGACAAGCAACUGCGGCUCGAGCGUCUGCGCUUCAUCUUCUGGCUCGCUUCAUCGCAGUGUUUGACAGAGAGACGCCAUCGACCUACGGUGGUGUGCCAAGCCGCGCGACAGCCGAGACAAUCAGUCCUUGCGAAGCGACAGAUGCCAUUGAGUUCAUGAGAGGCCUACGAACAGAGGGGGAAGAGGCAAUUACCCGCAAGCUACUGCAAGCCCUCGUCGAGCCCAGUUGGUGGGAUCGAGCCAGGCUGAUCUCCAUUCCUGCGACAGUCUUGAGGCGCUUUUCGACGUCGACGCGCCACACUCUUCUCGCGCGCUUCAUGUCAAAUCUGCAGCACGAGGUCGUUUCACCGUAUGCCACCCUAUCAGUGGACGCACAAGCGCUUCUUCUACUCGACAGGGAGCACGCACUGAAUCUCUUGACGGAACUUCGUAGCGCUUCAGUUCGCAUGCGCAUCUUCUCGUCCCGAAUUCAAGACUCUAGCAACCGCAUUCAAUGUGCUGUGCACCACUCCUGCUCCACUUCCUGGUUCUGGGACAUUUCUGGGGAACCACACGGCAAGAUAAUCAAGCUCGACUUCCUUUACGCGGCGCUUGGUAUUCCGGAGGCAAUACCGCGCGCUCUCGAGUACAUUCGCAAGCUUCAGCCUUCAACCGGAAACGAACGCGGUGAUAUCGCUUUGGCCUCGUGGUAUUUCUCCAUGGUGCAACAGGACGCGGAUGAGGAGCAGAUGGUGGGCGCGCUGCAAAGGCUACUCCAGGCGUGUCGUCUGGAUGCCAAGGCCAGAGAGACCAUCUGGAUGAACAUGUCCUUGAUCGACGACGCACUUGCCAAUCACUUGAUCGCAAUACCCGACGGCGUUGGCGAUCGCUGCUGUGACUUGCUCACAGAGUAUCUCGAAUUUCGCUCCUCGACAUUGGACUUCAGCACCACGGAGGUAGAGCUGGUAUUGAGCCCUGUUGUGUGUGUUCUUCUGCAGCGUCUGAGGCGAGUGUCGGGAAAAGGACGGGAGGUGAGCAUCCACGCUCCUCUGAGGGUAAUUGCAUGGGCGCGGAGCGUCGUGCCCGAAUGGAAGCCGGACCAAACGGAAGCUCUCGUCAUCCUUCCUGAGCAGAUGGACAAUCUUCACCGGCUCGGACCCUACCUCGACGAGGUCGCGAAUGCGUGGACUGGUCCCGGAUUGACACGGCUCUUGAGCCUCUACGGUCGCAAGUGUUACAUCGAUCUUUCGCAGCAUGCUCCUCGGUAUACGCAAGCGAUUGAAAGUAUCAUCCGCGACAAGGACGAUGAUUACGUGCAGGAUGCUCUCUUGAUCACUCUGCGAUAUCAGGGGUCUGUAGCGGCCCAAGCCGCCCGUUUCGCAGAUCUUUGGGAGAUUGAAGCGCUUCAGACACACCUCAUCAAUAUAUGCAAGCGAGAUGAUGCUCUGAGGCGAUUAGGACAAGCGCAUCUUCGAACUGUCGCACUGCCUUCCAACGAGGAGAGCUUUCAUGCCUGGAUUGAAGCAAGAAUGGUCAAGGCAGCCAGCGCAGCAGAGCACCGGAGCGCUCUCGCUGCCCUGCUGCCGCGCGAGGCGUCUCACCUCUUCCGUACCACGCAGGGAGAUGCACUGCCAAGCGCCAUGGGUCAAGUGACGUCGCACUCGCACCCCUUGCGUUAUCGCUGGCACAAGUUCCUGCAGAAGCUCUUCCACUGGGGCUCCGUCACGCCACAAGAAGUCUUGCCGCUCCACGACGGCGUGUCCUCCUCUUCCUCGCCCGGCAAUUGUGCACCCCUCCUGCUCCUGGCGAUUGCCAGGUCGCCCGAACCGGCGCUGGCCUGGAAGGUAGGCUUCCCCGAUCUAGCUUCACCAAAGGAUCAGAAUCAUGGCAAUCUCCGCACAGCUUUGCUCCACGUCUCUCCCUUUCGCCGCGCCACUGCGGCUCGAACUCGCGCUUGGCUGAAGGACAUGUGCGGACUCUUGCGAGCCGCGUCGCCGCCGAGGGUCUCCAUUGCCAGAGCGUGCCAGGAUGUCGUGGCGCACAGCGGCGUCUACACAUCGGACGACAUCCUCGCCGUGUCCUCCUUUGCGAUCGAGCGGUCGGGACAUAUCGACGUAGCGGCGCAGGCGCUCCAUUCUGUCGUGGAGGUAGCAGCGCAAGGGUCACGGGCUGCGCUCUCCUUGCUGCAUCAAUUCGUCUACCAGCGUCCACCCCCCGUGGCCCCGCAUCCAAGCGUUGGAGCCUCUCUGGCGCAGGAGCGAAGUCAGGAAUAUCAAAUCCGCCUGCGGCGAAUCAUCAUCCAGGCGUGCAUCCGCCUCUCAGCAAGCAUGACAGGCAGCUCCUCGACAAGGGCUCUGCGGGACAUUGUGGUGCCAACGUUGCAAAGCAUGACCGAUCAAGAGGUGGUCCAGACCUUGCCGCCCGCAAUCACUGUCCCAUUCCUUGUUCUUGCUGCCUGCAGUGCGGCGGAUGACGCAGCGGAGGAGCUCUUCAGUCGAAUGCUCCAAGCGGCGCGCGUCGCAGAUGAGGAUGCCGCUGCCAAUGCAGCUCGCAAUCCGGGCACUUGGGUAGGCUACGACGUCACAUCAAUGCUGACAGAAAGAAUCGGUCAAACGGCCGAGCAUCUUUCUCGCGGAGCUUCCCAACCAGCCGAUCGGCUCUUUGACUUCCUCGUGUCUCUGAUCAAUCAUCCCUCGCGGCCAUCCACAAAAGAGACGGCCUUCAAGACAUUGACGCGCUGCGCGAACGCACGGGCAUGGGUGGACAACCUCGUACACGCACUCAGCGAGGAAGCAGAGCGAGCAGACCCUAUCUCGCAUCUUGACACGCUUCUCCUGGCCACAAGGCUACAAUGGCUUUCCGAGGAGCCUCGCGCGUCCGCCUUCCUCCUCUCGCUGGACAGGCUAGUGCGCGUCAUGAGGCACACAGAAGCAGUAGCGACCGUGCUGCUCCUUCAUUCUCCGUAUCACCUCGAAGACAAAGACGAACACAAAGUGGACAUCAUCGCCUUGGUCGAGGGCGUCUUGGACGAAGUGAGCUCAAACGUCGCGGCAAUACAGUCGCUCGCUACGCAGCAAGCCAUCUGCUGGCUCGUAGAGGCGCAUCGCCGCUUGCCGGGACGCGUACGGCGCUUCAUCGAAGAGCGGGCGGCAGAUCAUGAGACGCAGACGGUCUGUCGGAUGAUGUGGGCUUGUGCGCUCUUGCGUCUUGAUGCAGAGAGGCGUUGAAUAAGACGCUGCCUUUCCCCUGCUCUUGCCAGUGUGUGGUGUCUCAUCUGGGAUUGGAAAGCUUGAUUGUGGCAGUGUUGGUGUAGUAGCUGUGCGGCUUGUCUGCCUUUCCCCUGCUCUUGCCUUUGUGUGGUGUCUCAUAGAAGUAUGUUCCUGCGGGUUAUGACCUCCGAUCGUCUCGGGGCCUUAAGUAAUGUUAUAGAGCACCCCUUGAAGGCCCUAUAACCCGCCUUUAACCCGCUUCAACUUCGACCCCCAUGUUACCACAGGCAUGUUUCCAAAAAUAGACCACCCGCCACGGAUGAAGAUGAAAGGCUC